Molecule: messenger RNA, 7908 nt
Organism: Sporisorium graminicola
Lineage: Eukaryota; Fungi; Basidiomycota; Ustilaginomycetes; Ustilaginales; Ustilaginaceae
Exons: 1
Coding region: 1-7908 (2635 amino acids)
Biological process (GO): protein phosphorylation; telomere maintenance; DNA damage checkpoint signaling
Cellular component (GO): nucleus
Molecular function (GO): protein binding; protein serine/threonine kinase activity
Source: RefSeq, a predicted model, not a curated record
AUGCCCGCUCCCUCUGAAGCGCCACCACCCAAUGGGGCCCUUCAAGCUCUCUUACGCAAGGUAGUCGGCACCAAUGACACCGGUGUGGCUGACGCUGCAGCCGCUCACGCAUCCACCAAUGGCCACAUCAGUGGAGAGUCCUCUGCGGCCCUCGCAGCAGCCUCACAGUACCUCGCAGAUGGCCUUCGCCAUGCCGAAACGACGCUCCAAGGUCAAGCAAAUGGGCCAGGCGGCCCCUCUAACAGCGAAGAAGAGAUUGCUCACGCCCUCAGUCGCCUUCUGGUCUCGGGCGUCAUCACUCCGCUCAUAAACUCGCCUUCCAACUGGGAUGACGUCCAAGCGCAACAACCCUCCGCCGGUAUCGGCAUUCGUCAAGCCCUGGACACCUUGUCUCGUACGCUCAGUGCAUCGCCCAAAUCCCUCGAGCAUCUCUUCGAGCCAAGCGAUCCCGUCUCUGCCACUGCUUCCACCAGCGCCGUGACGCUUGACAUGACCAACACCACCUUUGACGUGUGGGCGACUCCUCGUCUGUUGUGUGCCGCUGCUUCCAUGCUAGCUGCCAACCGCUCAACCACAGCUCCAGUUCGACCCGACUUUCGGCAAACCUCUACAGACAUCUCUGUGCAGAUCCUCAAUCACUUGCAGCAGCUGCUCUCCACAUCCACUGAAGUGGUCGGCCAAAUCGACAAUGUCCGCUAUGUGCUCGCCGAAUGUCUCAAAGCUGCAGUCCACGCGCUAGCUCAGACAGGCCAGACCUCGUUCGCAUCCACUGCACGCCUUCCGGACUUUGUUGUCCCCUCCGCAUCGCGGCCAAGCACCGCUUCCGCAUCAUCGCCAACGGUGUCCUUCUUCCGCUCUCCCAUAUCUGACCCAUCCUUCCGCCUGUCUUCACGAAAGGAUCGUCCCAGACCCACCGGAAAGGGUCUGGCUGCCCUCUCUUCUCUGCACAUGGACGCUGGCUUUUCUUUCUGCCUCGUUGACGGUGAUGUAGAGUCCAAUUCGAGUACUUUCAAGUCUGACAAUGCUGCCGUCGCCACGAGCAUCGUCAAUCGGGCGAGCGCGUUUUUCCUCGUCUCCAUCGAUCUCUGUCUCCGCCUUGCUAGACAGUUUCCGGUCUACUUCAUGGAUCUGGCGGACCACGCCGUCCUCUUGAUCACCGAGCAUCUACAUCACCGCUGGACGUGUGCCAAGCUAGCCGGAUCGAACCCUGCUCUGCAUAUCCCUUUGGCUCCGCACGUCUAUGUCAUCAUCAGCAACCAUGCUGCAUUCCUCGGCGAAAAUUACUCAAGUAGCCUCACUCGCUCCUUACAGGUAGCGGUGGAGCACGUGUCGUCUCUCACGGAUGCCACAGAUCACCUCGUCGACGACGAGAAACCGCGCGCGGAUCUGGCUCAGUCUUUCAGCUCGAUUGGUGCUUGCUUUAGCGCAUGUCUAUUGCAAUUGUCCCAGCAAAGACGAGAGGAGCUGGCAACGGUCCUGCAGCCCUACCUCACAUUCUUCAUCGGACAGAUGCGGUUGAGAGCUCACUCAGCACUUGAGUCACUGGAUGUCGUGCAACGCUCUGCACAAGCGUGCUUCGUUUCGGCGCUGCUCCUUUCGGCCAUCUCGAGCGGCCAUCACGGUGACCCAUCGUUGAUCGGAGAGCUCGACGGGCAGCUCACGGCCUGGCACAGAUACGCUGCGAAAGAACCACAAGAUCAGGACAAAGUCCAAAGCAGGAUUACGCUCGAGCGACUACCGAGACUUCACCGUCUCUUGCGCCUCCGCAUGAUUGCCGACGCAGGAGCUAGGCAGCCAGGGAUCAAAGACCGAGCUCGACACCUCGUCAACGUUUGCAGAAAACGCAAACUAGACCAUCAAGGAGUACCUCUCAAAACAGCGCUCACGGUCAUCGAUGCCUUGCUUCCUUUGGAUGCACCUCAAUCUGAAUCUGAGGGCGCUUCUCGCUACACCCACGAACUGGCAAGACGGCGCCUAGUCUCGCGAACUUGCAUCCAUGCAGCUCACGGCAAUCCAACGACUGGCUUUUGCGAAUUUUCAACGACAGCUGAGGAUACCAGGCGGGACAACGCACAUGCUGAUGCCACGGACCAACAAUGGUCACCCACAGCCACCGCUGCCAUGUGGAAAGAUGUGCAAACUGCGGUCAGGGCUUCGCGCCUCGUAUCGACUCGAAUUCUCGAUAUGCUACGUCGCUGCGUCGCACACUCACCCAUCGCCAAACCGCUUCCACACAACGGCGACAAGAACGUCGUCAACAUCCUUUCGCUUUCCUUGCGCUCUAAGGUGCGCAGCUCGCGACUCGCCGCCAACGAGCUUGCUCUGGCUUAUCAGACGCGUCUGCUCCAGCAGCGAGCUACUAGCAACGAGGAAGAGUGGAUGGCCGGCUUUCUCCUCGUACCGAAGAGCUACGAAUACCUCUUAACAGAGUCCAGUAUCUCUUACUGUCAGGAGACCGCUCUGAUCGGCAUCGCGCGACUCUUUGCUCUGCCCGUCGAAGCCUGCCAGGAGAUUUGCUUGCUCACCCUCGUCCUGCAUCUCGGCCAUUCGAAUCCUUUCAUCAAAGCAUGUGCUUACACGCAAAUUGUCCAGAUCGCCGCCGCACAACGGUGCACCACCUUCCAGCUCGUCCAGAAGCACUUUGAAAAGGUGUCAACCUCAAUCGUGGAGCGAUUCAUUUCGAUGCCAGACCUGUGGACCAGCUUCUUGAGCUUGAUCAAGAUGAACCAGGCCACCUUCUUCAAUCUGACCAAGGAGUACACGCUGCCCCACCUCAUCACCAUGAUCUGUACUGGCGAUGGCACCGCCGAAGUGGGCACCAAGAUGAUCGAACUCAUCGCUCGAGCUCUCGGCACCGAUGUCCCCCGACUCUGUCACGACAAUAUUACGCCCAUCUUCCGUUCCUUCUUCAUGCGCUCGGCCACGCUGCGCGAUCUCGGACUCAACACUCUCGUUCAGCUCAUCGGUGUGGAUACAGCCAGUCUCAAGGUGCUUCUGCGCAGUCGCCAAUCUGAUGUAGUCGGCUACCUCGUCGUUAAGCUCGGCAAUCGCGCCACACGCAUGGAGGCCUACGCAGGGCUCGAAUUCAUCAUCGAGACCAUCAACGGCACCACAGCGGCUGCGAGAUCCAAGGACGCGCAGCUGCGGAAAUCCAAAGUGGCCGGCUUCCUCAAAGGCGAAAUCCUUGCCAUCCUCACCUGGAUCAACCAGGAGCUGUCGGGCGAGCACGGGAGGCGAACAGCCACAGAUCUCGCUUUCGCUCUGCGCAGCAUCGGCGCCCUAGUAGAAAUCAUCGGGCCACCCAUCAGCGCAGUCACGCCUCAGAUCAUGGCUACGCUCAACAGCCACCUUCAGCCGGAUUCGCUCAGCCUGGCCACACUCGAAAGCUGGAAGAUCUUCAUCACAACCCUGCGCUUCGACGACAUUGGCCCCUUCGUCGGGCAGACCGCUGCGGCUCUACUCUCGGCUUGGGAUGACUUCAACCCCGAAAGGAAGAGGAUCGCCAUCUCCAUUCUCCACUACCUCAUCCUUGAGAAUGCCGCCUAUUUGAAGAAUUUCAUCGACGACAUUCCCAGCUUGGAUCGACUCGACGCCGAGAUUCCCGACAUCUGCCGCGGUCUGCGAGGUGUCAGAGAGACGUGGAACAACGACCGCCGUUUCCGGAACAUUCUCGAUCGCUCCUCCCACGAGAACACGUCCAUUUGCGUCGAAUCGCUGCGCGAAUUGCAGGCCUUCCUCGGAGAGGAGCGAGCCUACAUUGAGGCUCUGACGUCCGGUGACUCUUUCAGCCCUCUCGUUGGACAGUGCAUCCGCACGUUGAUGCACGUCUCUACCCGCAGCGAUGCCUCACAGGUCGACAUGCGCGACAUCUGCUUUCGCUGCUUCGGGUUGAUCGGCGCCGUCGAUCCGGACAGAAUCGAGCAUGCCGUCGAAGAGCCUGUCAGAAUCGUGCUGAGCAACUUUGAGGACCAAGAGGAGGCAAUCGAUUUCUCUCUUCACCUCAUUCGCGAUCUGCUCGUGCCUGCUUUCCGAGCCGCGACCGACACCACGCAGCAGAAUGGGCUUGCGUAUGCCAUCCAGGAGCUUCUCAAGGUGGCCGGGUUCAACAGUUCCAUCCUCGCCACGGGCUCCAAUGCGCGAACGGUGGGAAUCAAGACGAAGCAACGCCUGGCAGACUUGCCACAGGACGUCGUCGACACCAUCACUCCGCUGCUCGACUCGCGGUACGGCGCGCAAGUGGGCAAGCCGAGCGUCCGCGAAACGCCGAUAUACGCGCACUCGCGCUCGUACAGCGACUGGCUGCAGAGCUGGACGAGCCGCCUGAUCACCAAAACGGUGGAACGCUUCGACUCUUCGUCAGCUGCGCUUGCUGGCGCUGGUGCAGCCAAAAGCGCUGCAGGGGUUGCAUCGACUAUCUUCGGCGUAUUUCGCGUCGCCAUCCGCUCGCACGACGUCGGCAUUGCGCGGCAUCUGCUUCCUCACCUUGUACUCCACUCGAUCAUCUCUGGUGAUGCUAUGGACCGUGAAGCCAUCGUCGACGAGAUCCAGACAGUCCUGAGAGACCAGGUGGAAAGCCAGACCAACUACGAGCCCGAAAGGAAACUGUUGACUGCGCAGACGCUCUUUACCGUCAUGGACCACGUUGGCGUGUGGAUGAGGCGAAAGCGCCAAGUCCUCGCCAGGACUUCGCGCCGGCCCAGAGUCGCCCAAGGCGGAGAAGAAGUGCUGGCUACAGUCGAGUCGAUCAUGCUGCGCAUCUCUCAGGAGCUUCUGGCUCAGGCAUCACUGCAGUGCAAGGCAUACUCACGAGCGCUGCUCAAUUUUGAGCUGCGUGUCCGCGCGAUGCGGUCCGAAGGUAGAGGCGACCACGACUUGCAAGGCUACUAUGAAAACAUGCAUCGGAUCUAUGCUCACCUGGACGAACCAGAUGGCAUGGAGGGCAUCUCUACUAGGGUCAUUUCCCCGUCGCUCGAGCAUCAGAUUCGCGAGCACGAAAGCACGGGACGCUGGACCUCGGCACAAAGCUGUUGGGAAGUCGAGCUACAGCAGCGACCCGACGAUCCAGAACUCCACCUUGGGUUGCUGCGCUGCCUCCGCAACUUGGGCCACUACGACACCAUGCGCACGCACAUUCGCGGUGCGUUGAGCGCCCAUCCCGAGUGGGAGGACCUGCUGGACGCGUUCCGUGUCGAAGGCGCCUGCAUUCUCGGUGACUGGGACGAAGUGCAGGUGCGAACCCAACGCAACCAGGCCAAGAGUCCGGAGCACUCGAUCGGUCGCGCGCUGUUGGCGAUGCGACAGAAUGACGCCGAGGUGUUUGGGAAAGUGCUGGUGCAAGCACGACAGGACCUCGGCAAGCCGCUCGUUGCGGCUGGCAAGGCGUCAUAUCCGGCCGUCUAUGGCUCGGUGCUGCAUCUCCAUAUGCUGCAAGAGCUGGAGAUGAUUCGAUCGAAUGCACGGGCGCACGGCGGCGACCGCGUUGGUGCGUUGACGAGAGCCAUAGCCUCCGACACCGUUUCGGACCUCAAUCGAUCGCUUGCGGCGCGACUCAACGCGACGCUGCCUUCGUUCCGUACGCAAGAGCCUCUGCUCAGCUUGAGGAGAACUGCCUUUUCUGCGCUGCCGUGGUCGCCUGGAUCAGGAAAUGAAGUGGGUGAGGCGUGGAUUGCCACGGCCAAGAUCGCUCGUCGUGCUGGGCACAUGCAGACCGCCUAUUCUGCCACCUUGCAAGCGACGCAGAACCAGGCAACGUUCGCCUUUGUGCAGAGAGUCAAGCUUCUCGCCAAAGAGGAACAGACGCACGCCGCCAUUCGCGACUUGGUCAACUCGCUCAACACCUUGACCAGCUCCUUCAAGCCUGGUCAGAUCGGCGACAUUUCGAAGACAGGCCUGAUCGAGCUGCAGCAGACGGACGCCGAGGGCAGGACGCUUCGGAUCGAUCGCGCCGCAUUCGCACGAGCCUGCCUGCUGCGCGCACGACUUCAAGAUUCGACGUUUCGCUACACCGCGAACGAGAUUCUCGACAGAUACAAAGAGGCAGCCAAGGAGCAGAACAGCUCGGAAAAGAUGUGGUACCAUCUCGGACACUUCCAGGACACGCACGAGGGCCUGUUGCCCAAUGUGACGAUGCAGCGCUACAAUGUCUGUCGAGCCUUCCUGCGAUCGGCUCAGGUUGGCACCAAGUUCUUCUAUCGAACACUGCCCAGGGUCUUGACUAUUUGGAUGGACUUGGCUGCGGACGAAAAAAUUCUGGCCUACAGCAAGAAAGGCAGCACCAAUGACCCGGAGCUCGCCCAAAAGGUGGAUGCCUUUUCGCAGCUCAACACGUUGAUGAAGAAGUUUAGCCGACGACUGAAGCCGUUCCAGUGGCUUGCCGUGUUUCCACAACUGGUGGCUCGUAUCGUGCAGAAGAACGAGGACGCCUGGUUGGUGCUGCAAGACAUGAUCCUCCAGGUUUUGCUAGCGUAUCCGCAACAGGCCAUGUGGUCAAUGGUGGCUGGCGCCAGCUCGAAGGACGCGGAAAGGAAGCGGCGCUACAACGAAAUGAUCCAGCGUCUAGGAUCUAGGAGUAGCUCGAGCUACAAGGAAGUCGUCAAGGUGGUUUCGUCAUCACAGCGUCUUGCCAAAGAGCUUUUGAGACUCUGCGACUACAACGUGGGCAAGAACGAGACGGUGCUGAGCAUGGAGCGGCUGUUUCCAGGCUUGCUCGAGGUGGCCAACACGUCGGAGCUGCUGUUGCCGCUGCAAAGCUCGAUGACGGUGCUGCUUCCUUCGAAUCACUUGAUCUCUGAGGAGCAUCGCCCAUUUCCGCCGAAUCUGCCGACGAUCAGGACAUUCGAGGACACGAUCGAGGUGAUGAACAGCCUGCAGAAACCACGCAAGGUGAUGAUUGUGGGCAAUGAUGGUAACCGAUAUCCGUUCCUAUGCAAGCCGAAGGACGACCUGCGCAAGGAUGCGCGGUUGAUGGAGUUCGAUUCCAUGAUCAACAAGCUGUUGCAGAGUCAGCCCGAAUCGCGAAAGCGGAAGCUGUACGUGCGGACGUACGCGGUGCUAAUUCUCAACGAGGAGCACGGACUGAUCGAAUGGGUGCCGCACACGGUAGGAUUCCGACACAUCCUCACCAAGCUGUACAAUGCCAAAGGGAUACAGAUCUACACUUCCGAGGUGAAAAGCAACAUGGACGAGGCGCGCGUCUCGCCGGAUCCCAGGACAACGGAGAAAAUCUUUCAAGACCGGGUGUUGGCCAGCUUCACGCCAGUGUUCCACGAGUGGUUCCUGGCCACAUUCCCGGACCCGAGCGCAUGGCUGCAGGCGCGCUCUGCGUAUGCACGGACAGCAGCGGUCAUGUCGAUGGUGGGCUUCGUGCUGGGUCUAGGCGAUCGUCACGGUGAGAACAUUCUGUUCGACUCGGUGAGCGGAGACACGGUGCACGUCGACUUGAACUGCCUGUUUGAUAAAGGCCAGCGGUUCGAGAUCCCAGAGCGAGUCCCGUUCCGAUUGACGCAGAACAUGGUGGACGCGAUGGGCGUGACCGGCUGCGAUGGCGUCUUCCGCAAGAGCGCCGAGAUCACGAUGGGCAUUCUUCGCGACAAUCGCGACUCGCUGAUGAGCGUGCUGGAGGCGAUGGUACACGAUCCGCUAGGCGAAUGGAGCAUCCCGGAAGAUCGACAUCGAUCCAAGACGUCAUCGAAGCGGCACGAGGCACGUGCGGACGACCCACGUGUGGUGGAAGCGCGGCGUGCACUGGACCCGGUGGCCAACAAGCUGGACGGAAGGCUGUAUCGGCUGGGUUCACGCGAGCCGACGCCGCCUUACUCGACGAACAAUCUGGUCGACGCACUGAUCAAGGAGGCGACGAGCCCGGUCAACCUGGCAAAGAUGUACAUUGGUUGGAGCAGCUGGCUCUGA